AUGGCUACUUCUAUUUUAUUAAAUGAUGAUAAAUGUCUUGAAGUUUUUUCUCCUAUUUGGCUUGAUUCAUAUGCUAAUGACAAUCGACAUGCAGAACAAAAAUUACGUUCAGUUAUUAAUUAUUUGAAAAAAUUUCAAGAUAUUGAAGAAUGUGAACAAUAUAUUGAAAAAACAUCAGAACAAAAUCGUUUAAUUCUUAUUGUUAGUGGUAUGUUAGGUAGAGAAAUCGUACCUUCAAUUCAUUAUCAUCGAAAAGUAAAAAGUGUUCUUACUCAUAUUGAUGAUCUUAUUUCUCAACUAAGAGAAGAUUAUAAAAUUCAAAGAAAAAUAGAACAACCAUUAGCAAUAAAUAGAUUCUUAAUUAAUGUUAAAUCACCAACUAUAUUAAAUAAUCGAUUUCUAUUUUCACAAAUACUUAUUGAUUGUCUUUUAAAAUUACAAUCAAAUGAAAAUGAUAAAAAUGAAUUAAUUCAUCUUCUUCAAAAUGAAUAUCAAGAAAUUUGA
This is a messenger RNA of Rotaria sp. Silwood1, 504 nucleotides long. The record is from the annotation of a GenBank genome assembly. NCBI's taxonomy places the organism in Eukaryota, Metazoa, Rotifera, Eurotatoria, Philodinida, Philodinidae.